This is a messenger RNA of Opisthorchis viverrini, 318 nucleotides long. RefSeq lists its product as hypothetical. The record is from RefSeq and is a predicted model, not a curated record. The transcript has a single exon. The annotation marks the transcript as partial. Lineage: Eukaryota; Metazoa; Platyhelminthes; Trematoda; Opisthorchiida; Opisthorchiidae. Gene Ontology annotation, biological process: fatty acid elongation. Gene Ontology annotation, cellular component: endoplasmic reticulum.
AUGUUUGUCUACGUCUUUUCGUUUGCCCUCCUCGGGCUUUUGUUUUACGUGGUUAUCCCGGUGAUCGUUAUCAUCCUCGAGUAUACGAUUGGACCGAAAUUGUUUGGCAAAAGAAAGCAGCUGCGUAAAGCCGGGCAAUGGGCUAUUAUCACGGGUGCUUCAGACGGCAUUGGGAAGGCCUUCGCUCAAGAAUUAGCCUCAGAUGGUUUGGAUGUCAUGCUGAUAAGUCGAAGUGCUGACAAGCUGGAAGCACUGGCUGCUGAGCUUCGGACGACCUAUGGUGUUUCAGUGAAGUACAUUGCGGUCGAUUUCACACAG